AUGUUAGACGAUUAUUCUCAAAUGGAAAAAAAACCAAGUGGCCGUUCAGUUUUACCUGCAUCCAAAGCGGGAGGAACGGAAAGUAAAAAAAAUUCAGAUGCCAUCUCCAAACCAUUUGGUAAAUAUAACAGACGUCGUGAGCCAAUUGUUUACAAUAAUCCUAAAAAUGAGCCACCUAGAAAAUGCAAUUCAUCCAAAGGGGGAAAAUAUGCCGAUAAAAGACCUAAACCUCGCAACCAGUUUCUUAACUGUGGAAAGGAGGAUACCAAGGUAGUAAAUGAAAAAACAGCAGAAUAUGGGUCUGUUUUUGUUCCUGGUAGUAAGAAGCAGAAUUUAAAUCAUCUGCUUAAUUUUCAAUUCGCGCCCAGAGUAAUUAGCAGAAGCUCUACAAACUGGAGUCAGUUUACUUCACCAAACUGGUUUGCCACUCAAAAGCACAAAUACAAUAAAGAACACUUUUUGCAAGCCAACUGUCAAUUUGUUGUUAAAGAAGAUGCUGAUUACACUCCUCAUCUUGUAGAUCCUGAUUUACUUGUCGAGUGGAAUCAAAUUGAACAAAUUAGACUUCAGUGUAGUGCACUUGUUUCAUGUCCAAUUUGUUUAGAUACUCCAACAGCUGCUAAAAUCACUAGAUGUGGACAUGUUUAUUGUUGGUCUUGUAUUUUACAUUAUUUGGCUCUCUCUGAUAAAACUUGGAGAAAAUGUCCCAUUUGUUAUGAAGCCAUUCAUAAAAAUGAUUUAAAAAGUGUUGUUACAUUGGCAUAUCCAGUUUACAAUCUUGGUGAAGAAAUUACUUUUAAACUAAUGAAGAGAGAUCGAGGAUCACUUUUGCCCAUACCUGUUGAAGAAUGUAAUCGAAAACCAAUUACAGGGCUUUUGUCAUUGACAGAAACUGAAAUUGAUAUCACAUAUUCGAAACUUUUGCUUGCUAAACCUGAAGAUGUUCUUUCUAUAAUUAAAAUGGAAAAAUUAGAGCUAGAGUCUCAGUUGGCAGAUAAUGAAGGAUGCCCUGAAGUAUGUUUUAUUGAACAAGCCAUGGAGUUAUUGAAGGAAAGAGAAGCAUUUGUUAAAAAUGCCCUUAAAGAACCUGUUAAUGAAGAAAUACAAAAAAAACAUAUCAUAAAUGAUUUAGUCAAUGACUUUAACUCUUCAAUUUUACUUCACGAUGAUGAAGAUCAUGUUAGAAAGGUUCGCUAUGAAAGCGUAUGCAGUGAUGGAGGAACAGCUAGCGAAGAAGAUUUUCCCAAUGUUGCACCUGAAGAUUUAGAAAUAUCACAUAAUACUGCAACAAAGCCAUUUUAUUUUUAUCAAGCUUCUGAUGGUCAACAUGUUUACUUGCAUGCAUUAAAUGUAAAAAUGCUAGAAAUGCAAUAUGGAUCUCUUGAAAAUUGCCCAUAUCGUAUAAGUGGCAAAAUUUUGGAAAAGGAGGGAGGUUCCAUGACGGAAGGACUAAGAAAACGACUUCGUUAUCUUCAAUAUUUGCCGCUGACUUGUCAAUUUGAAGUAGCAGAGAUUAAUAUAGCACCCUAUGUCUCGGAUGAAGUUUUGUCCAGUUUUAAAGGACAGAUUGAAGCGAGAAUAAAAAGAAGAAACAGAAGAGCUCGUGAAGAAAAAAAAAGAGAACAAAAAAUAAAUGAAGAAGUAAAUAUGAUAUGGGGUAAAAAGCCGACACCAAAAUUAAGGAUAGAAUCACAUCGUCAAUUUCCACUUUGUGGUAGUGGCUCCGAUGAAGUUUUGUCAUAUUUUCCACCAUCUCCGACUGAGUCUAACAUUGUCAGUCGCAGUCAAUCUUUAAAUAGUUUAUCUUCCUCUGUUUCUACAACUUUAGACAACGUUUUUGAGCCAACAACUUCUAAUAUGAUUGGAAUGUCUUCAUCCCUUGAACACACUGGACCAUCCUUUGCUCAAAUGCUUAAACAAGGAUCGAGUCGUAGUUUCACACGUGAUGUUUUGCCACCGGUUAAAAAGGACGAAAGCUAUCAUUCAAAAUUGGAUACGGGAGACAGUGAAAGUGAAUUGGAGGGUUAUGUGCCAGCUCCGAAUUUCAAUCAAAGUUUUAGUGACGCCAUUGCCGUGGCUUUAGAAAAAGCUUCUUAUAAACAGGAUGAAUUAGAUGACGCAUCUAAUAAGAAGAAAAAGAAAAAAAAGCCAAAAGUGUUAUUUGCCACCGGAAUGGCAUGUUCAGCAAAGUAA
Messenger RNA from Pediculus humanus corporis (human body louse), 2193 nucleotides. Its product is annotated as RING finger protein, putative. The record is from RefSeq and is a predicted model, not a curated record. Bases 1 to 2193 code for a protein of 730 amino acids. NCBI's taxonomy places the organism in Eukaryota, Metazoa, Arthropoda, Insecta, Psocodea, Pediculidae. Gene Ontology annotation, biological process: positive regulation of transcription by RNA polymerase II. The transcript is spliced from 10 exons. Gene Ontology annotation, molecular function: transcription cis-regulatory region binding.